CGGGGGUGCGAGCCCGGCCCGGGAAAGCUCGGCAGCGCUUCCCACCCGACCGGAACGCUGAGGAGUUCUCGGGAAGGAUGACUGGGAUUGCCCAGGCCGCCCUCGGGCUCUCCUGGCCCCGAAAGCAGCCCGUGUGGGCCGGCGGGACCACGCCGUGUUGGGAGCGUGGAAACCAAGCGCGUAUUUAGGCCGCGUGGAUGAUUCAGCCUGCAUACAGAACCAGCGAUUAGUUUGCGUUGGAAGGGACCUUUGGAGAUAUCCAGUCCAAUCCCCCAGGCUAGAGCAGGUUACACAGGAACGUGUCCAGAGGUGGUUCUGUGUUAUGUGAACAACACAGACAGUUUGGAACUGGGAAAACGUGGCUGUAAAUCAUGCAGCUCUAUUUAGGGAAACGUGACUAUGAAGGGUUUCUGUGUUCUCUGCUGUUGCCUGCGGAAUCUCGAACAUCUGCUUUUGCCUUGAGAGCCUUCAAUGUGGAACUGGCUCAGAUUAAAGACUCUGUAACUCAGAAGACUACAGGUUUGAUGCGGAUGCAGUUCUGGAGGGAUGCCGUGGAGGGCAUAUAUGGUGAUAACCCACCACAUCAGCCUGUUGCUACAGAAUUGUGGAAGGCUGUCAAGAGGCAUAACUUGACUAAAAUGUGGUUCAUGAAGAUCAUAGAUGAAAGAGAGAAGAAUUUGGAUGAUAGGGCGUACCGUAACAUCCAGGAGCUGGAAACAUACGCUGAGAACACUCAGAGUGCUCUCCUGUACCUCAUCCUGGAAACGCUGGGUGUGAGGGACAUCCAUGCUGACCAUGCAGCCAGUCACAUUGGGAAAGCACAAGGCAUAGUUACCUGUUUAAGGGCGACUCCGUAUCAUUGUACAAGACGAAAGGUCUUUCUUCCUAUGGACAUUUGUAUGCUGCAUGGAGUUUCACAAGAGGAUUUCAUAAGAGGCAAGCAAGAGAAAAAUGUGAGAGAUGUAAUAUAUGACAUCGCCAGCCAGGCUCAUAUUCAUCUAGAACAUGCUAGAUCUUUCAGUAAGAAAGUUCCUGUGAAGGCGUAUCCUGCUUUUUUCUGUACGGUUGCUUUAGAUGAUUAUUUAUAUAACAUGCGAAAAGUGGACUUCAAUAUAUUUCAUCCAAGCUUACAAAAGAAGAGUACAUUAUUACCAUUGCAUUUAUAUAUUAGAUCUUGGAAAAAAACAUAUUAAAGUUUGUUUGAUUACUUUAAUAUG
Molecule: messenger RNA, 1217 nt
Organism: Catharus ustulatus (Swainson's thrush)
Lineage: Eukaryota; Metazoa; Chordata; Aves; Passeriformes; Turdidae
Product: NADH dehydrogenase (ubiquinone) complex I, assembly factor 6-like
Exons: 10
Coding region: 372-1193 (273 amino acids)
Biological process (GO): biosynthetic process; mitochondrial respiratory chain complex I assembly
Cellular component (GO): mitochondrion
Source: RefSeq, a predicted model, not a curated record